This is a messenger RNA of Aspergillus saccharolyticus JOP 1030-1, 2310 nucleotides long. RefSeq lists its product as uncharacterized. Gene Ontology annotation, molecular function: protein binding. The coding region runs from base 1 to 2310 and encodes 769 amino acids. The transcript has 5 exons. The record is from RefSeq and is a predicted model, not a curated record. Lineage: Eukaryota; Fungi; Ascomycota; Eurotiomycetes; Eurotiales; Aspergillaceae.
AUGACAACGGAUUUGCUUUCGUUUUAUCCAACCGAGUCUCUAGUCCUCCCAACGAAGCGCCGCUUCUUCCCCUUCAAGAUUCCAAACUUCCACCAACAACUCCGCAACUAUAUAAGCACCGCCGACCCAGAUCGGAUUUACGUCGUCGCCCACAAGUUCGUCUAUUCCAUUCAUAUCUCAACACAGAAGCGGGAGACAAUCGCUGUUAUUCCCUUCGAUCCAAAAUGCCUAGCUGCAGGUCACGGCUGGGUCGCCGUUGGGGGAUCAGACAAUGGUGAAUGUGCCUUCAUCAGGCUACCUGAUUGCAGCCCAGAUAUCGACGGCAGUGCACCGGCUGCCCAGCCUACCGACGUUGAUAGCGCCCUUCCAAUCGGUUUUGAAGCCUCAGCAAGGAUAUUGUCACCUAGGGUCCGUGGUGAUGAGGUGAGGUCAGUCAGAGAUACUAGCAGGAGGCAAGUACCCGACGUGCAGCUGCAAACGUUCGGAGGCAGCAUUGUGAACUCAGUGACAAUUCAUCGUUUUCCUGGCGGUGAAAAAGACCUAUCAUAUGAAGAUGUGGCAAUUCUCAGUAACAACGACAAAACUGUUACAGUAUACUCUCUGACCAGGUCGAAGGUUCUCAAAGUCCUCCAUCACCCGGCUUGCAUGAAUUAUGCGAUCAUCUCGCCUGAUUCGAGUCUUCUCGCGGCUUGCGGCGAUGAGCAUCGUGUGUAUUUCUACGAGAUUAGCCGCGACCUCGAAUCCGUUGUCACAACAGACACUGGCGACAAGCUCAGUGGGUGGAUUUGGGAAUUGAUUCGCUGCGUAGAAAUGGAUAUUGGAACGCGACUUGAUGAUCGCUGCUGCUUCACUAUUGCGUUCUCCCAGUUCAGCCGUUUAUGCGCUAUCGGUUCCCAGUCUGGGGUGAUCACCAUCUUCGAUGUGAGAACAAUACAUGAUGUCAUAAAUGAACCCUACGGACAGGGUACGAUCAUUUCCCAAUUCAAUUCAUCGAGAGCAUGCUGCAACGGUGGCGCUGUGCGCUGCAUGGCAUUCGCUCCGGAGCCCUGGGAUCUUCUGGUAUGGCUUGAAGAUAAGGGCCGGGCGGGGAUAGCGGAUGUACGCCAGGCCUUCAUUCGUCGUCAGAUUAUCCAAUUGGACAUGAAUGAGCCUGGAACUGAGGAGGUUCUCACAGAACCGAUUAUCGAUGAUUCUGAUUCCGAUCUCGAAAUCGAUGGAACGCAGCGAGAGGUAUUGGAUCCAGUCGAAGGGAUAUUAAACGACCAAGCUGGGGAAGAUUUUGGAAACCCGCUUCUGAGUGAGAAUUUUUUGCAGAACCUCACUGAAAGAGAAAGGCUGAUCGUAGAGCAUCUGAACACAGCACGAUGGACGUCCAGGUCUGGUGAAAGUCGCCCCGAACGGCGAGCCAGAGCUUACCCUCAUCCUCCCACCGGACCUCGUCAACAGGUUCAAGGUUCCACAGAUGGUGCCAAUCGAGCUUCUCGUCCUACCUCCCCUCUGCGACCUGGCGAGGCGCUUGGCGAUCUGUUACAGGAAGAAAAUUCCCUCCACGCAGAGGCAAAUGAGCGCAGACAAGGUGCAAUGCGCCCGACUACGAAUAUACCAACGUACAAUCACACUGAAACUAGUAGCCGACCACUAGAAACGGGUCCGUCGAACAUUGAUCCGCAGCCCAGUAUUACACUUAGCUGGACUGCGUCGCCGUCCGAGCUCUAUUCGGCUAUAUCUGGGGAGCCUUCGCACCCCGCAGGCACAAGCUCACGCGAUCCUGAUAGUUCUGGUAGCGAUAUAGGUUCCGCCAAUCGGCCUUCCGGGAUUUUAACCCGCCCUUCCGCCCAUUUUGACUAUUCAUCUACUGAGGAAAUAUUAUCUCGAUACCGAGACCAUGGCCGCGCUAAUUCGGGCCGUAGCAGGCUUGAGCAACAGGACGGCGUAGCUGAAGCCCGUCAUGAUACAUCUCGUCUUUCAACGACCGGCUUUAGAGCAAGUGUUGCUGUAGAGCGACUCCGACGGCAGCAACUCAACUUGAAUGAAACACGCAGUCGAAGCAACCAACAAGGAAGGCGAUAUUUUGAUCAGCUUGUGGCGCCUCAACAAAACCGCCAUCCUCGUUGGGUACGUAAUGUUCUGAACGGUCUGCCAGAACGAAGCAUUAGUCUCAGGCAUCGGGAUCAAGAACCCGGCGGUACGGCUGGGAUCGGCUGGGGUGCAGAUGGCAGAACACUAUAUGUUGCAACUGUGGAUGGUAUCUUUGAAUUUCUGGUCAACAUGGCCGAUCGAAAGACAUUCCCCAAUGUCAAUUACAGGUAA